CAAUUAUGUACACAAUCAAUAAAUAAGUCUCACUCGUAAGACAUGUAACAUCCCCUGGAAAAAUAAAAAAUUUAAUCAUCACUGAAUCUAGUUUAUUCUCAAAGGCAUUUUAAGGCACAAAUUAUCGUGAAAGUAUCUCAACCUCUUCAAUAAAAGUAUCAACUUCACGUCGCAUCUUGUGUCCAUUUACAGGAGGAUUUGCCUUCAAAAAAUUGAUUGUGAUUUUUGUGUUGUGCAGAUGUGACAAAUGCUGAUUGUCUGAACAAUUACUUGUGUGUACUUCGGAACAUAUGCAGUGACUAGCAAAAUAAUAAAUUUUACCUAUGCUAAAUAGAGCAAACUCUGCGUAGCAAUUUCACAAUUCAUAGUGUUCAUCACAGAAAGCAGAGUGCUUUGUGAAAAAUCAAUCGGAAGCUGAAAAUUAACUCAAAGUUUUGUGUUAGUGUAAUUAUCCACAAGAAAUAGACAAUUCUAGCAAUAUGACUGCAGAUACUAAAUGGCAGAAGGAUGCAUCGGAUCAAAACUUUGACUACAUGUUUAAGUUGCUCAUCAUAGGUAACUCCAGUGUGGGAAAAACUAGCUUUCUUUUUCGAUAUGCCGAUGACUCGUUUACAUCUGCAUUCGUUUCAACGGUUGGCAUUGAUUUCAAGGUGAAAACCGUGUUUCGCCACGAUAAAAGAGUAAAAUUGCAAAUUUGGGAUACAGCCGGACAAGAAAGGUAUCGCACAAUCACCACAGCUUACUAUCGAGGUGCUAUGGGAUUUAUUUUAAUGUAUGAUAUUACAAACGAGGAAAGCUUCAACUCUGUUCAAGAUUGGGUAACACAGAUUAAAACCUACUCCUGGGACAACGCGCAGGUGAUUCUUGUGGGUAACAAAUGUGACAUGGAAGAUGAACGAGUAAUAUCCUUUGAACGUGGCAAGCAACUGGCUGACCAGUUGGGAGUGGAAUUUUUCGAAACAUCUGCGAAGGAAAACAUUAACGUUAAGAAUGUUUUUGAAAGACUCGUAGAUAUAAUCUGCGACAAGAUGUCGGAGAGCUUAGACUCAGAUCCAGCUCUGGUUGCGGGUGGACCGAAAGGACAGCGAUUAUCGGACCAACCACAGGGCCCACCAAACGCCAACUGCAACUGCUAAAACGACAAAAGCAUAGCUCUUUGAAGCAGAACACCGAAUCGAAAAAAGAGAACAUACGAUUGAACAUUUAUUAAAGUAGGAUACCCCAACCACACCUAUCUUUGUCGCUAAAAAUCUCAACAAACCCUUAGUAUGUACGUGGUACACUGAAAAAAAUUGGAAUCAAAUUUAGAUUGGAAGAAUUGUUCAUAUCGUACAGCAUACAAUGUAGAUUGGUCAGUUCAAUUUUUUUUUUCGAAUACAUUGAAUGAUUAUUUGCAUUAUGAGCAUAACGAAUAUAUGCUUCUCCUGCACGUUUUAGUGUUUCAUUUCAUUACUAAAAUAUGAACUGAAAGCCGAAGCUGUCAACCAGAGAUAUUUAUCCUAGAAAGCGUUGAGGAAAUCGAGGAAUCAUAGUUUUGUUGAACAAAAAGCACUUAUUUACUGUCACAAUACGAAUGGAAUGUUGUUCUAGAGUAGACAAUAAACAUAUUGGAAGACCGAACCGUAUUGACAUACUACCGGAGACAUAUUACGUUCUAUAAUAACAGAAUGAAAAAAGUCAUCGAUGAACUAAUUGUGGCGAUACCCGAACAUAACACGAUCACUACUUAGAAAGUUGGAAAUGAGAUUUUUUACCAAGCUGACGGAGGUUCGUAUUUGUCACAAGAAAACAUUGAAUACAGGUAUGAACCAAUAAAUCUGCCGGAACUCAAUUUUGAGAUCGUUGAAAUAAAAAAAAAAUGUCAGUAUUCUCGCAACAAAGCAUACCUGGUAGCAGUUUAUUUCUAGUUCUAACGAUACGGUCAAUUGGCAAAUAGAGGAAAGAAAAUUUGACACAAAUAGAGACAAAACUUAUUUAGAUUGCCAAACAAGUCAAAGUGCGAUUUAGUAUUGUAACGAGUACUAGUCCAAAACAAGAUGCCAUCAGUCAUAUUUGAAACAUGUAAAAAACUGACGUGAUUAACCGAAAAAUUCUGGUUAUGAUUCUAACACACAAUACAUUUAUUUCUUAUGCAAUUUUUUCCAGUUCAAUAUCCCAUGAUGCUUCCGGCCGUUCGAAUCUUAUUCUACUUUACGAGAGUAAAGCUAAGUGAAAUAUGACGACAUCGAUUAAUUCACCAAAGAUACAAAUUUAACGUACACGUUGAUAGUUGUAGAAUAAACAUUUCCCCAAAGUACGUGGACUUAUAAUCUACCAAACAAAAUUGUUUCAGUAUUUAAGUCAGAUAGCGUUAGUAAAAUAGAAACCCAUGCUAAUCCAUAUUUCCUAUUCAUGUUUAAUGGAGGAUAUAAAUUAAAUAAACAAAAUUUACGAAAAAUAAUCACAAAACAUCUGCAUGUGCCUACGAUUGCGGGGAGAUGUUUUCCGAAAUAAACUUGCUAAUUUUAGCUAACCAUGAACAUAACCAGUCAAUAUCCAAGCGGUCUCUAAUGUGAUUGUUACCCUAGUGUCCGGUUGGUCUCUGUAUUAAAUUUUAUAACAAUUCAAAUGAAUCUAAACAACGUGAUGUUCUUUUGUUAGCACGGGCCCUAACCAAGAAACUAAUAACUUGAAACAUAUAUUUCAAUCGCACAGUCUUUCGUCAAAAAAAAAAUCUAUCAAUUUGAACAGACUGAAACAAUUACUGUCUGUAAAGGUAUCGUCAAAAUUGCAACAGAAAACUAAUUUGCUUAUAUCAACCAACAGCACAAUACAUUGUAAUUGUUGCUCACUAAACAUUCACACCUAUCGGUUUAACGCGCAAUCUACAGUCUGUGGAAAUACAAUGUGCAAAACUAAUAGAUAAAUUAUUAUUAUAUUUUGUACAAAAAAUACAACUAAAACAAUAAGUUUCUCUUAUUCGGAACUCGAUGACAGAAUUUAAAAUCCGUAUUGUACACUAAUUGCUAAUUUGUCCAUGACUUAUCCAAUCAAUGAUAACAAUUAACAUGUGAACGUAAAACAAGAAACAAAAUUAUAGUAAUUACCAUUAUUGUUGUAAUAAUUGAACUAUAUAUACAUAAUAAUAAGCAGAGUAAUAUAACACAAAUCACUGAA
Molecule: messenger RNA, 3156 nt
Organism: Wyeomyia smithii (pitcher-plant mosquito)
Lineage: Eukaryota; Metazoa; Arthropoda; Insecta; Diptera; Culicidae
Gene: Rab3
Product: ras-related protein Rab-3
Exons: 6
Coding region: 480-1136 (218 amino acids)
Biological process (GO): protein secretion; regulation of exocytosis; protein localization to plasma membrane
Cellular component (GO): synaptic vesicle; endosome; plasma membrane
Molecular function (GO): GTP binding; GTPase activity
Source: RefSeq, a predicted model, not a curated record